Morchella importuna is the source of this 1797-nucleotide messenger RNA. RefSeq lists its product as uncharacterized. The coding region runs from base 1 to 1797 and encodes 598 amino acids. The record is from RefSeq and is a predicted model, not a curated record. Gene Ontology annotation, biological process: ketone body biosynthetic process; L-leucine catabolic process. Lineage: Eukaryota; Fungi; Ascomycota; Pezizomycetes; Pezizales; Morchellaceae. Gene Ontology annotation, molecular function: hydroxymethylglutaryl-CoA lyase activity. The transcript has 6 exons.
AUGCUGGACCCGAGUAAACCUUCAAAAGCCCGACUGCUGCACCCUCCUCCUCCUCGUCGUCCUCCUCCGCUCUGGCACUCAUCGCUGCUUGUUUCGCGUGUGAGGCUGUCGAGAUCGAGGUCCCCCCCCGUACUCGGUGGCAGCAGCAGCCGCAACAGCAGCCGUAGCAGUAUUAGUACUUGUAGCAGUGCCAGCACGGCAACGGACCCUGUAACGUCAACGCCGACGACAACCGCGACAGCUGCAACGACACCAAAGGCAAAGAAGACGAACCUCCGUCCUCGGCCGACAGCGACGUCUGUAUUCACACCUCCAACAGACACAAAUACAGGCACAAAUACAAGCACAGGCACAAGCAGAGGCACAGGCAAAGACACCCCCAACCAAGCUCCAAACCCCGACGCCGGCAACCAGCACCCCCCCACCGCAACCCCCACCCGUAAAAUGAACAGCGUCGUUCUCAGCCGGCCGCUGGGCGUAUAUUACGCCCGCGGCUACUCGAGCCUCUCGAGCUUCUCCUCCUUCUUCCGCUUCAAGCCGCGCAUCCCCAGCAACAGCAGCACCACCGGCAGCACCACCGGCAGCACCACCGGCAGCACCACCGGCAGCACCAGCAGCAUUGGCAGCACCAUCACCGCCAACAACAGUAGUACCAACAGCCACCUCGCCAAGCAGCAACUACACGGCCAGCCCGCGGUCGGGUUCCGUGCGAACACUCAUUGCCGCUUCAAGAGCGUGUCUCCCGGCGUAAGCUCGGCCUCGACGUCCACAACGGCUGUUGGCGCCGACGAGAAGGAGGGCGACGAGAUGGCAGUGAGGAAGGUGCCGGCGAGGGGCUCGGUCAAGAUUGUGGAGGUGGGCGCGAGGGAUGGGUUGCAGAAUGAGCAGGGGAUCGUGUCGACGGAGACGAAGAUUGAGCUCAUUGAGAGGCUGAGUGGUGCCGGGUUGAGGCAUAUUGAGGCGGGGUCGUUUGUGAGCCCAAAAUGGGUCCCCCAAAUGGCCGACACCCCCCAAAUCCACACCCACCUGAACCGCCACCCGCCCACCGCGCCCGUCCCCGUAACCUACAGCUACCUCACGCCCAACAUGACAGGGCUCACCUCGUACCUCUCCACCCCGGCCCCCAUCCCCACCACCACCAACCAACAACAACACACCUCCGAGAUUGCAAUCUUCGCCUCCGCCUCCGAGGGCUUCUCAAAGCAGAACAUCAACUGCACAAUCGCCGAGUCGCUCGGGCGCUUCCGCCCCGUCGUCGAGCGCGCGCGCGAACAGGGCAUCCCCGUCCGCGGAUACGUCAGCAUGAUCAUCGAGUGCCCCUACGACGGGCCGACGCCGCCGGCAAAGGUGGCGGAUGUGGUCGAGGCCCUGCUAAAGAUGGGGUGCUAUGAGGUGUCGUUGGGGGAUACGAAUGGUGUUGGCACUCCCGGAACGAUCGGGACGCUGGUGAACUAUCUGAUCAAGGACCGCAAGCUGCCGGCCGAGAAGCUGGCGGCGCAUUUCCACGAUACGUAUGGGCAGGCGAUUGUGAACUGCCUGGUUGCGCUCGAGGCGGGGAUCAGGACGUUUGAUAGCAGUGUUGCGGGGCUGGGCGGGUGUCCGUAUUCGAAGGGCGCCACGGGGAAUGUGGCGACGGAGGAUUUGGUGUAUUUUCUCGAGGGCACAGGCGUGAGCACGAAUGUGGAUCUGCAGAAGAUUGUCGAGAUUGGCGAUUGGAUCUCGGGCGUGCUGGGGCGGAGGAACGAUAGCAAGGUCGGCACGGCGCUGAUGGCGAGGCGGGGGGCGGCGAAACUCUAG